This is a messenger RNA of Asterias rubens (European starfish), 1979 nucleotides long. Its product is annotated as alpha-2 adrenergic receptor-like. The record is from RefSeq and is a predicted model, not a curated record. Bases 240 to 1787 code for a protein of 515 amino acids. The transcript has 4 exons. Gene Ontology annotation, biological process: neuropeptide signaling pathway. NCBI's taxonomy places the organism in Eukaryota, Metazoa, Echinodermata, Asteroidea, Forcipulatida, Asteriidae. Gene Ontology annotation, molecular function: neuropeptide receptor activity. Gene Ontology annotation, cellular component: membrane.
UAGGUGUGUGAUCGCGUGCGGCAAGUUCUUGGUCUGAGUGUUGGUGUUUACCCUCAUUCACUCUUGUUGGAUCCUUCUUCGAAACAUUCCAUGAUUUCGAUCGAUGUGACUUAGUGAGCUGAAGAAUCUAAAUAUUCGUUUUGGCAGAAAUCUUGCAUCAUCAAAGAGGACAACAUAUCGUUAAUUACCAACCAUUUUUGGUAGAUUAUGUACUGGCUGGUGACUCCAACCGUCUAUUGAUGGCAGUGCCUGUGGUUUACAGUACGCUGGCGACUUUUCUGAACGAAACAGAUGUCAAUGACAAUUGGAAUGGAACAACAGAGUCCCCAGGACCCAAGCCUCCUUACUGGGAUCUCCACAUCGUCAUUAUACUUUCGACAAUUUUAUUUAUCGUCAUGACGAUCAGCAUCAUCGGAAAUGCCCUGAUCAUCUUAGUGAUGGUUUUCUUCAAAGGAAUGAGAAGUAAGACCAACAUGUUCAUCACAAAUCUUGCCUGCGCUGAUUUCGGCGUUUCGUUGCUCUGCAUGCCCUUCUCACUGGCUACUGUUAUCCACGGAGACUGGGGGUUCGGGCCAGUGCUCUGCAACAUCAAUGCCUUCUUCGAGGCUCUCUUUCUUGUAGCAUCCACACAUGGUCUCAUGGUGAUUGCCCUGCACAAGUUCUUCUCACUCGUUAUGCCUUUAAGACGCCUUAUCAACCGGCGUCGAGCAAUCUACAUGAUUAUGUAUGGAUGGUUCAUCGGUUUCACCUGUGCAAUCGGGCCCAUAGUUGGCCUCACUGAGAAUCAGUACAAACCUGGAACGUCACAAUGUGGGCCAAAAUACCCUGAGAAACUAACAGAGAAACUCAUUGGCAUCUAUGUACCAGCUGUUGGCAUCGUUAUCCCACUGCUAUGCCUUAUUAUAACUUAUAGCGUCAUAUUUAAAACUAUCCAAAGUUACAGCCAACGACUGCGGAAAAACACCAACAUGGCGGAAGACCGUAUCUUCAACCAACAGGUACGGAUCACAGUGACUCUAUUUAUAGUCUUUGUGGCGUUCUUCAUUUGCUGGUCGCCAUAUUUCAUUUACUCCACACUUGGACUGUCGAUGGGUUUUCACAACGUGCCGACUAUACUGAAUGUUGCUGCUUACUGGAGUGGCUAUACCAACUCAGCCCUCAAUCCGCUCAUAUACGCCUGGCGGACGAGGUCGUACCGAAAAGCUUUCAAGAGGAUAUUCUGCUGUGACAUUCAAGGAGGCAUGAUUUCUGAUACUGGAACUGCCAAUAACGGAGAAUUCGCCUCUCCAUCAAUGUCCCGCCGUCAUCAACUUAUCCACUUCGGGCAAGGAACUCUCCCUGGCAGUAAAACCACCAGCCUUAGCAGUCUCAUGCGUCCCUCACCAGUAACCAGCCGCCAGACACCACAGUAUCAAGCGCUCUUAGAAGUAAACGGCAACCACUUAAAGAUACCAGCAUUCUCAAGAAACGGCCACGCCUUGAAUCAUUUGGAGGGGUCGAGCGAAGAAGAUGACGACUUCAUCGGAGAUAGUGGGUCGAUGAGGAGGCGUAGUAACAGCGAAGGGGAUAAGGAUAGCUUAGCAAUGAGACAUUAUGACUUGCCCCCACAAUCUAGAGACAGGUUCCUCUCAGACCCUGGUCAAAAUAUCAUCAAACAGUCUGAUGCCCCUGCCGUGACGCUCAGACAUCCAGAUGCUUUAGUGGAUAAACAGUGUAUUGUUAGAAAAGAUUGGGAACCAGACGCUAAAGCACGAAGAGCUCUCCUUGCUCGAUCAACAGUUGUUUAAAUUUAUGCAUGUUAUAAUGUGACUUCAGCUUAUUGAAAGAAUGUACAAUAGUUUUUAAAAGUUGUUAAAAUUUUAUUCAUGUUCAAGUCACGGUUUGUUUUCAAAGCAAGGUUUGCCUAUAAUACACGGUUUUUAUAUAGCGCUUUUUCACGGGGUGUCUCAAAGCGCUUCCGACAUUAUUACCCCUGGUCA